AGCGGCCGGGCCGGCCCCGCCGCCCGGGACAGCCGGAGGAAAAUGAACCUGAAGUCGGAGCGCCGGGGAAUCCACGUGGAUCAGUCGGAGCUGCUGUGCAAGAAGGGCUGUGGUUACUAUGGCAAUCCUGCCUGGCAGGGCUUCUGCUCCAAGUGCUGGAGGGAGGAAUACCACAAGGCCAGGCAGAAGCAGAUUCAAGAGGAUUGGGAGCUGGCAGAGAGGCUCCAGCGUGAGGAGGAAGAAGCCUAUGCCAGCAGCCAGAGCACCCAAGGGGCACAGUCCCUGACCUUUUCCAAGUUUGAGGAGAAGAAAACCAAUGAGAAAACAAGAAAGGUCACUACUGUGAAGAAGUUCUUCACUGCUUCCUCCAGAGCAGGAGCUAAGAAGGCAGCUCAAGAGAAAACCCCUAAGCAAGGACAGCUUGGGAGGGAGAGAAAUGCUGAUAACAUUCUCAGGGAUUUGAAGGAGAUUUUUACUCCCUCCUGGGAACUGGCUUCCCCUUCUGAAGCAGCGUUGGCUGGCAAGCUGAAAGCAGAGAUCCAGGAGACCAAAGCUCCCAGCCCUUCCAUCCACAGGCAGGCCAGCAUUGAGACAGACAGAGUGUCCAAGGAGUUCAUAGAAUUCAUCAGGACUUACCAGAAGCCUGGCCAGGACAUCUACAAGCAAUGCAAACUCUUCCUGGACACCAUGAGUCACAAAAGGGAUUUAAGCAUUGAGGAACAAUCUGAGUGUGCCCAGGAUUUCUACCAGAACGUGGCAGACAGGCUGCAGACACGUUGGAAAGUGCCCCCUGAAAAAGUGGAGAAGGCAAUGGAUGAGGUUGAGAAAUACAUCAUGACCCGACAGUAUAAAUAUGUUUUUUGCCCUGAGACAACUGAUGAUGAGAAGAAAGACCUUGCUGUCCAAAAAAGGAUCAGGGCUUUGCACUGGGUCACUCCCCAGAUGUUGUGUGUUCCUGUCAGUGAGGAAAUCCCAGAAGUCUCUGACAUGGUUGUCAAGGCAAUUACAGAUAUCAUUGAGAUGGAUUCCAAGCGUGUCCCUCGGGAUAAACUGGCCUGCAUCACCAAAUGCAGCAAGCACAUCUUCAAUGCCAUCAAAAUCACCAAAAAUGAGCCAGCCUCAGCUGAUGAUUUCCUGCCCACCCUGAUUUACAUCGUGCUCAAGGGGAACCCCCCGCGCCUGCAGUCCAACAUCCAGUACAUCACUCGCUUCUGCAACCCCAGCAGGCUGAUGACUGGGGAGGAUGGAUAUUAUUUCACCAACCUGUGCUGUGCUGUGGCCUUCAUUGAAAAACUGGAUGCUCAGUCCUUAAACCUGAGCCAGGAAGAUUUUGAUCGUUUCAUGACUGGCCAGACCUCCCCAAAAAAGCAGGAAUCUGACAGUUUCUCCCCUGAUGUGUGCCUGGGGGUGAAGCAAAUGUGCAAAAGCUUAGACCUCCUCUCUCAGUUGAAUGAGAGACAGGAAAGAAUUGUCAGUGAAGCCAAGAAGCUGGAGAAGGACCUGAUUGAUUGGACUGAUGGCAUCACCAAGGAGGUGGAAGAUAUUGUGGAGAAAUAUCCCCUAGAGAUCAAACCAAAAAGCCAAGCCUUAGCAGCCAUUGACUCUGAAAAUGUGGAGAAUGACAAGCUGCCCCCACCACUGCAGCCUCAGGUUUAUGCAGGAUAAUUAUCCUCAGCUAAUUGGGAAGGGAAGGAAAUUUAAAGCUAAAAAAAAAAAAAAUAUGAGCUUAAAUCAGUACAUUUUUAAAGGUACUUUUGGGGGUUUUUUUGGUUUAUUUUUUUUGGUUAAGUGUAAUGAAUUGUAUUUAUUUUAGUCCAGUAGAUUUCUAUUAGGCUUUGGUGGGUUUUUUGAACUGAAUUUCGAUUUUCUACACAAACUGGUGUAAUUUUUAAGCAACACUAGUCCAUUGACAUCUCUCCUGAAAGCUUCCUUCUAAGCAUGCACUUAAUUGUUUUUAAUAAUCAGUUUAACUUGAAGCCAAGUUUCCAGCAGGAAAAAAAAAAAGGUACCAAUGUUAGUCUGAACUUAUUCUGUAGCUGUAAAGAUGAACUAUAUAUUGUAAAAUAUGUAAAAUUGUAAAUAGAUUUCAAAUCUAAUGUCCCAACUGUGCAUGAGCUCGUGUAUGAGUGAAAAUUAUCUUGAUAUAUUCAUUUUAGCACUUUUUAAAGGCAAAAACACUGUUGGAGUUUGGAUAACCUGGAGGGGAAAAGUGAGGAAUGACAGGGAAUGUUGUUGGAGUCACUUGGAAACUUGAAAAAUUACCUUAAUCAGCUUUGUUUAAAAAAAAAAUAUUUAAAAGAUGCCAUGUCUUCAUACAAAUGCUCUGUCAGAACACCUGGUAGCCUUGAGUGGUGCACAAAGUGCUGAUUUUACUGCUUUGGGAGGGAAUGUGGGGCCAGAAAAGGAAAAUAAUUCAGGAAUAGGAAGAAAUAUUUAUAUUAAAAACUGCAUCACAUGGAACACAAAAGGUGGGAGGGCAAAGAGACCAUGGAAGAGUUGUUCCAAAAAUGUCUCUCUCUCCUGAUCCCUUCCAUCAGUGGGAUAAAUUUUGGUUGCUUUUUUGACAAUCUUGAGGAAAUAAAAAAAUAAAUAAACCCACAUAACUCGAGGUUGCUUUUUUUCAGAAGGAGCAGAAAAAUGCACUUUAUUUCAAUAAAUUUAUUACAACAACCUUCUGCUCCUCAGUGACCCCUUCAGCACCUUGAACAGCGAGCUAGAACUGACACACAGUCACUAAAAUUCACAUUUGGGGGUGGAAGAAGAGCUCACCCCACAAAAAGCAACCUCUCCCCAACAGAACUUUGCAACUUUUUGUGUCUCCUUUGCAAUCUCUUCCAGCUCCAGCCAGCCCUGACUCCUCGGUGCUCCUGAGAUCUCAACACCAAGCUCAGCUGGAGCUGCUUUUUUAGCAAAGUUUAAUUCUUGCCAGCCAGGAGGAAAGCACCUACCUCUGAUUGAUUCCACUUCGUUAAAGCACUGCUCCUAAUUAAACUUCCUAAUUAACUCCAGCCCACGAUUGUGAUUUGUCCCUUUUCUGGCAGCUUUUUUGUUUUUGGGGUUUUUUUUACCAAUUAUGCACCACCCCUGGUGUUCCAGACAAGCAGUGCAGCGCUGGGAUGCUCACUACAAAAAAAAAAAAAAAAGAAAAAAUCAGGUUAUUCCGUGUGUCACCACGCCCAAAUCGCUUCGGUCAAUAAUGCUGACAUUUAUUUCGUUUAUUUAGGUGUUAAUUCAGAGUUCCAGGUGCACAGGUGUGUUCUGAGGAGGGGUGGGGGAAGCGAACUUGCAGCUAUUGUGUAAAAAAGAGCGUGUUUAAAUAAAAACGUGGCCGUUCUGCUCUCGUUAA
This is a messenger RNA of Catharus ustulatus (Swainson's thrush), 3346 nucleotides long. It is a transcript of the gene RABGEF1, whose product is annotated as RAB guanine nucleotide exchange factor 1. The record is from RefSeq and is a predicted model, not a curated record. Gene Ontology annotation, cellular component: cytosol; endocytic vesicle. The transcript has 11 exons. Lineage: Eukaryota; Metazoa; Chordata; Aves; Passeriformes; Turdidae. The coding region runs from base 43 to 1665 and encodes 540 amino acids. Gene Ontology annotation, biological process: vesicle-mediated transport. Gene Ontology annotation, molecular function: zinc ion binding; DNA binding; small GTPase binding.